AUGUCCAGGUCUGCCCCAUCCCGCAAUCCCUCCCGCAUGGUGUGGGAGCGAGAAGAGUUCUACAAGAUGAACGUCCGCGAGCGCGUGCUCGCUCUGGAGGCCCAGAUCGUCGCCGACCCGGAGUUCUUCGGCUUCGACACGUACGCCCUCAGGGACAGCAACUCGGUCCUGGUCGAAGCCGAGCCCAACAAGACAGUCUGGGAGCUGGACAUCGGCAGCCACCUAUGCAAUAAAUCAGGCAAUCUCCACGGCGGCGCCGCGGCGACAUUGCUCGACAACCUCACUUCCACCGCGCUGGUCACGAUAGCCAAGCCGGGCUUCUUGGACGGCGGUCACGUCUCCAGGACCAUCACCAUGACCUACCUCCGGCCGGUGCCGAAGGGGAGCCGCGUCCGGGUCGAGUGCGAGACCCAGGCCGCCGGACGCAACACGGCGAACAUCGUGGGCAAGAUCUACCUGAAUGGGAAACUGUGUGUCACUUGCGUUCAUGACAAGGCUGUCUUUUCGACCGGUGCAAAAUUAUGA
Messenger RNA from Exophiala spinifera, 525 nucleotides. RefSeq lists its product as uncharacterized. The transcript has a single exon. Gene Ontology annotation, molecular function: fatty acyl-CoA hydrolase activity. Bases 1 to 525 code for a protein of 174 amino acids. The record is from RefSeq and is a predicted model, not a curated record. Lineage: Eukaryota; Fungi; Ascomycota; Eurotiomycetes; Chaetothyriales; Herpotrichiellaceae.